AUGGCCCGCAGCUUAGACAGCGGCCUCCUCUCCCACACGGCCGUCAGCGAUGGUAAACAUCACAGACAGCAGCACCACAACUACACAGACAACUUCAGUGACUUCUGUAAGCAUCACAGAGAGCAGGAACGCAACUAUACAUACAACUACAGAGACUGUGACUUCUGUAAACACCACAGAGAGCAGCAGCGCAACUCCACAGACAACUGCAGGAACUGUGACUUCUGUAAACACCACAGAGAGCAGCAACGCAACUACACCGACAACUGCAGGAACUGUGACUUCUGUAAACACCACAGAGACCAGCAAUGCAACUACACCGACAACUGCAGGAACUGUGAUUUCUGUAAACACCACAGAGACCAGCAAUGCAACUAUACAGACAACUGCAGGAACUGUGACUUCUGUAAACACCACAGAGACCAGCAACGCAACUAUACAGACAACUGCAGGAACUGUGAUUUCUGUAAACACCACAGAGAGCAGCAACGCAACUACACCGACAACUGCAGGAAAUGUGACUUCCGUAAACACCACAGAGAGCAGCAACGCAACUAUACAGACAACUGCAGAAACUGUGACUUCUGUAAACACCACAGCGAGGAGCAACGCAACUACACCAACAACUGCAGGAACUGUGAUUUCUGUAAACACCACAGAGAGCAGCAACGCAACUACACCAACUGCAGGAACUGUGAUUUCUGUAAACACCACAGAGAGCAGCAACGCAACUACACCAACAACUGCAGGAACUGUGAUUUCUGUAAACACCACAGAGAGCAGCAACGCAACUACACCAACUGCAGGAACUGUGAUUUCUGUAAACACCACAGAGAGCAGCAACGCAACUACACCGACAACUGCAGGAACUGUGAUUUCUGUAAACACCACAGAGAGCAGCAACGCAACUACACCAACAACUGCAGGAACUGUGAUUUCUGUAAACACCACAGAGAGCAGCAACGCAACUACACCAACAACUGCAGGAACUGUGACUUCUGUAAACACCACAGAGACCAGCAACGCAACUACACCAACAACUGCAGGAACUGUGACUUCUGUAAACACCACAGAGACCAGCAACGCAACUACACCGACAACUGCAGGAACUGUGACUUCUGUAAACACCACAGAGACCAGCAACGCAACUACACCAACAACUGCAGGAACUGUGACGUCUGUAAACAUCACAGAGAGCAGCAACGCUACUACACCGACAACUGCAGGAACUGUGACUUCUGUAAACACCACAGAGAGCAGCAACGCAACUACACCAACAACUGCAGGAACUGUGAUUACACCAAACAUCACCUUCAGCACUGUACCAGCAUCUACAGAAUCAACCAUGCCUCCUUCAACAGUUGAAUUUUCAAGUACAUUACCAACUCCUCCAGUAAACACCAGCACUCCAUCAACAUCUUCCCCAUCAACCAUGGGUAGUACAACA
Messenger RNA from Pygocentrus nattereri (red-bellied piranha), 1447 nucleotides. Its product is annotated as zinc finger protein 39-like. NCBI's taxonomy places the organism in Eukaryota, Metazoa, Chordata, Actinopteri, Characiformes, Serrasalmidae. The coding region runs from base 1 to 1365 and encodes 454 amino acids. The record is from RefSeq and is a predicted model, not a curated record. The transcript is spliced from 24 exons.